GUGUUUUAUUUUUCCCAAACGUCACGAAAUUUCAUGUGACAGCGGAGCCGCUUCCUGCACCCUCCUUGUGCCACCUGUGAGCCAAGGGCUCGGUGGGGCAGGGCCACCACCAUGGCGGCGAAGCAGCCCCCGCCGCUAAUGAAGAAGCACAGCCAGACCGACCUGGUGAGCAGGCUGAAGACACGCAAGAUCCUGGGCGUCGGUGGGGAGGAUGACGACGGCGAGGUCCAUCGUUCAAAGAUUAGCCAAGUACUGGGAAAUGAAAUCAAGUUUGCAGUCCGGGAACCGCUGGGACUCAGGGUCUGGCAGCUGGUUUCCGCCAUCAUGUUCUCCGGGGUUGCCAUCAUGGCCCUCGCUUUCCCUGACCAGCUCUUUGAUGCCAUCUUUGAGGAGGAGGCGGUGAGCAGCAAGACUCCCAUCCGGCUGUACGGAGGAGCCCUCCUCAGCAUCGCGCUCAUCAUGUGGAACGCCCUGUACACCGCCGAGAAGGCCAUCAUCCGCUGGAGCCUGCUGGCCGAGGCCUGCUACUUCGCCGUGCAGUUCCUUGUUACCACUGUCUCCCUGGUUGAGAGUAGCCGGAUAGCCACAGGUGCUGUGCUCCUCCUGGUCAGCCGAGCCCUCUUCAUCCUCAUCAGCAUUUAUUAUUAUUACCAAGUUGGACGUCGUCCCAAGAAAGUCUAAUUCCUGGGCUUUUUUUGUUAUGGGAAAGGUGGGAGGGGGGAGUUUGUGUCGGUAAUUUCGUAUUAUAAUUUUUAAUUUUUUUAUUUUGUUAGUCCUUUUUGGUUCUAAAGUAGUUUCCUUCUUUACCGGCAUGAAUCAGUGUGUAACCCAGUGCCAGGUGAAAUGGGGGGAGCAACAUCAGCAGGACCCCCCAGCCCCUCUGCAGGAGGUGAGGAGCAGCAGGAGGAAGGCUCAGGGAAGUGUGUGGGCCUGGCAGGCUCAGGGAAAAAAGCCAGUUUUCUUAGGGGGAACUGGCUGAUGGGAUCACAGGCUCUGAACCCACUGGAACAAAGCACAAAAUAAGGCCAGCAUAAUGAAACCAAAUCCCUGAGGAGACAGGGCAGUAGGACAACCAACAAAGGACUUGGCUUGGUAAGCCUUGCACCUCCCCUGGUUUGCAGCCUGGUCCCCUUUUAGCAAGUACUGACUAAGUAGUCAAGAGCUGGACGGGGUCAAGUUCAGUGCUUUGCAAACAGUUCUUCUUUCCUCACUGCCAGAGGUGCAUUUUUGUGUAGUUCAGAGUUUUGCACCAGAUGCUGUGCAGAGCUUGGCAGGAGAUACAGCAAAAGAAGAGGGAGAACCCUUGUGUGUUCCCUCUGUGGGGACACUGCACUGGGAGCAGUGGAGCAAUUUGAAUUGCAAGAUGUGAGAAGUGAAGGAAGCUAUUGGAAAUAGCCCAUUGAGCACAAAGACACCCCCUUGUUUGGGGUGUUCCAUGAAGUUUCUAGGCUGGGGUCCUGUCCCCUUCACCUCAGAACACUUCCAACAGUUGAAGCUUUACUGAUGUUAGCAGCAGUGGUGGGUGUGUGCAGUAGCUUUAUGUGAUGCUUUAGUUGAGCAGGGGCUGGAGUGCUGGUGUGGUAAAAGCAGAGGACUGUAGCAGUAAGAGCAUCUGCACAGAUGCUUGGGUCAGUGAGCAGCCUCUAGACAUUGGUUCUGGCUGUGGGAGAUGGUGUUCCAACUCUGCUAAUGUCUACAUCACAUCUCUUCUGACGUUGAGAAGAGAGGACCAAAGUUUGUAGCAUUAAGAUAUUUAAUAUUUCACUGGGAUGAAGAACAGCAAGGAGCAGAGCAUAUGAUGGCAAGGAUAGACUAAAUGUGCUUUAGUACUCACUAGCCAGUUUCUCCAACACCUCCUGGGCUUAACAGUGUUGGCUGCCCUGCUUUCUAGUGCUUUCCUUGUGGAUUAUCCCUUCCACAGCUUGAGGUAGCAUUUUUUUAUUCUCCAUGGGACUAAAGCCAGAAGGUCUGUGUACAGUAUAUGGACUUGUUACUCAUGCACUACUGUUGACUGGAUCAAAGCAUGCCCUGGAGCGUUCCAAAAUCCCAGUAGAUGUUCCAAAAUCCCAGUAGAAAGAUUUCUACACAAACAGAACUGCUUGUGUGAACAGUCCUCAAGCCACUGGUAAGACUGGGAUCUACAGCUAUUGCUAUUUAAUAUCUUAGUAGACUUAGAAGAAGGUAGUGGGUAGUUAUUGUAUGUUGUGUUAGUGCUUUUGGCAUUUAGAAGCAGCUGCAUAAGCUUGGGAUGCUGUGUGCAUUGUACUUACUGGCCAUGCAAAAUGUCUGUCACAUAAAAAUAUUGGAAAUUGUUGAAUCAGGAAACAUCACAACUGUAACUUAGUUUUUUGCCUAAUAAGUAAAUCAAAUGGAGAGGCAACAUCCAACAGCAGGCUGAAUUUUGGAGCCUCACAACAGCACAUGCUUGUAAAGCUGCUUUCAGCAUGUCUAAAAAUGAUGCUGAGCAACUAAAACUUUUAAUUAAAAGGAGUGUUCCUGUUCAGAUGGAAGAAUUGGGGUCUAAGAGGGAAAGCUUUCCCUGUGAGGCAGGUAAUGAUCAAAGGCAGGCUGGAAAAGGAUCAGAAAUUAGAACAAGUGGUGCAGCAUGCAGGAGCUGGAGUGUAUCAUGCUGUGGCUGUUGCUCUCCCCCAUGCAUCACCUGUGUGGGCAGCUGCAAUGGCCUCAGUGUGGCACUUUGGCUGUAGUUGUAGGUAGAGGUACGUGAAGCUUGAUUCUUUGUGUUUUGGGGCGUCACUGAAUGUAUACACAGAUUGAUGGUUGAUAUUUGGGGGGGUGGGAAAUUGUUUCUAGGACAGACAAGUAAAACCUACCACAGCAAAGGCAAUCUUACAGAAGAAGGAAAUGGAAUGUCUUCUUCAUGCUGCCUCCCAGCUGUGUUGGCCACAGGUCCUAUGAGCUUAUGACUCGGGUUUGAUUAGUGUACUAUAAAAUGUCAUCCCAUAGCUGAGAGAAAUGAGUUACUGCACUAUGUGAGAGCAGUACUCCCAAGACUUCUUGAUGGUUAGAUCAGGUAGGAGAGUAGAGGAAGCAAUUACGGCUCUCCUGGGUAGCUUUAAAUAAGGUAAGAUCAGAUUUCUCUGCUUCCCUGAUUAGAAGCUGCCUCUGCAAAACUUGGAAGAAAACUUGGAAGAGUCAGCCACUUCAAGGUUUGCUGGUUAAUGGCUUUUUCUGCUCUAACAUAGAGAACAAAGCCUGGGGGAAUGGCCACUUAAAAAGAUUUCAUCGUACUUGGUACCUAGUCCUGAAAAUGGAGAGAUGAAGUUGUUUUAUUUUGAUACUUCUUGCUCCAUCUUGCUAUAAGUCAACCACGUAGAAACUACAGAGCUCUACACCUUCUCUACAACUAAGCUGUGUUUCCUGGCAUGUCUCUUCUCAGCAGCAAGGUGCUGCAGGAGGAACAUUGCCAGGCCCACUGGAGGUGGUGAAUGUGUAACAGGUGAGAUAUAGGAGGGAGUUGCUCAGUGUGGCUUGAGGAUGGAGCCAGGACAGGUAGCUGCAGCACUGCCAGAAGCCAACUGCACCUAGUUGUCUUCACUCUGUUGUGAAUGGGAAGAAAGGGAGGAGGAUGCCAAACCUUUGUACAGAACUGUGUCCCCAAGGAUGGAAGUGCUGACAUCACAGCUGCAGGUGGCAGCUGAGAACAUAAUUUAGGAUCAAAAGCCUGAGGUGUUGCUUCAGGCUCAGCUACUGGUCUGUUGACAAAAGAACUCCCAUUUCCACAGGCCUCAGCUUCCUUAUCUGUUACAUUGUGAGAGGCCUUGGACUGCUGCCACCUCCCAAGGGAGACUGCAAUGAACUUCCUACAUUUGCAAAAUACUGUGCAGGACUGGGGGUCUGUUCCCCAGAGAAUUGUGUUCCAAGCAGGCACAGGCCAGGAGUUAAAGCUGACCCCCUUUCUCUGCCAGGGAUAAACCCAAACCCUUGCAUUCACAGAGCCCUCACUUUGGAGGGUGAAGAAAACUCAUCAUUCACAUAACUCCUUACAUCAUCUUACUUGCAUCUAACCAAUAUCUGGCAAACUGGAGCUGGUGACACAGGAGAGGCUCUGUCUGUCCUAAGCUGGCCUCUUUUCUGGUCAAGGGUUUUUACUUGGGAGGGUGUGGGUGGGGGGGGUGGUGGUGCAGGGGAGAAUGGGACACUUCAAUUUAUACCUCAAUUUAGCUGCUGUACCUGAGUUUAUUUCUCCUCUGGUAAGAAAGUGACUGUACUUAACACCAAGCAAAUAGUGAAAAUUAAAGCUGUUUCACUUCACUGUCACAAUAACUUUAUUUUAUUUUUGGGGUUUUUUUUGUGGUUUUUUUUGUUUGUUUUUUUUGUUUUUUUUUUUUUAAGAAAUGCACAAAAAAAACGUGCAGAGAGUGCUUCAGGCUUGUGUUCUGGUUUAUAUUACUAAAAAAAAAUCAUUUCAAUAUAAAAAAGCAUUACAGUAGGGAAUACAGGAUAAAUUAGCUCCACUAUCUAAUAAAAAGAACAUUUAAAUUUUUUUUAAAAUAGAUUUCAAACAUUAUUUCACACGCAGCCCUUUUCCCAGGCCUUUGUGACAGUCAUUGGAGUAUCAAAUAGCAACCACGAGGCAGGGAUGCUGAGAGGGGCUGGGGGCUUGCCCAGCCUGGUCUCUACUCCUCCCUCCAAGGUGCUUGGGCUGUGGUCACAGUGCUACAGUGAAGGAGAGGGCAGCCCCUACUGCUUUCCAGCCAGGAGUGACUUCAGCUUAAGCCCCCAACCCCAAAUACUCACCAGAGCUGUUUAAAAAAAAAAUACAAAAAUACAAUUGCUUCUCCUGCCUACAGUUCUGAAAACUAUUGUACCACAG
Molecule: messenger RNA, 4834 nt
Organism: Cinclus cinclus
Lineage: Eukaryota; Metazoa; Chordata; Aves; Passeriformes; Cinclidae
Gene: TP53I11
Product: tumor protein p53 inducible protein 11
Exons: 6
Coding region: 112-681 (189 amino acids)
Source: RefSeq, a predicted model, not a curated record